AUGACGCUAGACUACCACCCUUUGGUCUCCGUCAUCGUUGGAUCAUUCUUGUCUGAUCACCACCAUCAAAGCUACCAGACAACCAUCGUCUGGUCACAUCCAUCGUUAGAAAAUCACCACUCAAAUACCAUCAUCGUCUUCGUCAAAUCACCGCCAGAACACUGUUGCCUGAAAAUCACAGCCAGACUACCAUCAUCUGUUCGUCACCGCCAUCAAACGUUUAGUGCUAUCUUUUUCAGGUUGAAGCCAUUACUCCCUCCUUUUGAUUCUGCUGAAACACGGUCAUUAGCGGAGGCUUUGUGCAGAGAUAUUAUUCGUGAAAAUCUUGACGUUAAGUGGGAAACCAUUAAGGGAUUGGAGAAUGCGAAACGCCUUGUUAAAGAAGCGGUUGUCAUGCCCAUUAAGUAUCCGAAGUACUUCAAGGGGCUUCUUUCUCCUUGGAAGGGAAUUUUACUGUUUGGUCCACCUGGAACAGGGAAGACUAUGCUUGCAAAAGCUGUCGCAACUGAGUGCAAGACAACAUUUUUCAAUAUUUCAGCUUCCUCAAUUGUUAGCAAAUGGCGAGGCGACUCAGAAAAGUUGGUACGCGUUUUGUUCGAGCUCGCCAGGCAUCAUGCGCCAUCUACUAUUUUUCUCGAUGAGAUUGAUGCCAUCAUUAGUCAACGUGGUGAAGCACAUAGCGAGCAUGAAGCCAGUCGUCGUUUAAAAACUGAGCUUCUUUUACAGAUGGAUGGUUUGACAAAGACAGAUGAACUUGUUUUUGUUUUAGCUGCAACAAACCUUCCUUGGGAACUUGAUGCAGCCAUGCUCAGACGCCUUGAUAAGAGGAUUCUUGUGCCUCUUCCUGAACCAGAAGCCAGGCAAGCCAUGUUUGAGGAGCUUCUGACUUCUUCUGGGGAUUCUGAAAUGCCUUAUGAUUAUCUGGUGGAGAAAACAGACGGCUAUUCAGGAUCUGAUAUUCGUUUAGUGUGCAAAGAAGCAGCCAUGCAGCCACUAAGGAGAUUGAUGGCAUAUUUGGAAAGCCGACCGGACAAAGUGCCGGAGGAAGAGUUGCCUGCCGUUGGUGCCAUCACACCUGAAGAUAUUGAGGUGGCUCUGAGAAACACAAGACCAUCAGCUCAUCUCCAUGCUCAUCGGUAUGAGAAAUUUAAUCACGAUUAUGGCAGCCACAUUUUUAAUUAAUCUUUAUUAUUAUUUUGUAGAUUAUUAUUGUUGUGUUCUACUUAACCUGCUCAAUGCAUCAAAAGUUUCGCAUACUUCGUUUAUAUUCUUUAUUCAUUUAUUUUCCCAUAUUUUGUGACAUGAAGCUCUUAAUUAUAUUGCUAUGGAUAUUUGAUUUA
This is a messenger RNA of Phalaenopsis equestris, 1340 nucleotides long. RefSeq names its product katanin p60 ATPase-containing subunit A-like 2. The transcript has 9 exons. The record is from RefSeq and is a predicted model, not a curated record. Lineage: Eukaryota; Viridiplantae; Streptophyta; Magnoliopsida; Asparagales; Orchidaceae. Gene Ontology annotation, molecular function: ATP binding; ATP hydrolysis activity. Bases 1 to 1182 code for a protein of 393 amino acids.